AUGAGGCUCGGCAGUAGCGUAUGCAGCUGCGAUCCAGGUGAGACCGUCGCUAGCUUCUCUCGGAAACGAAGAUCUGCUCUCCUCUCCACGUCAACCCAAUGCUCCGCUUCAACAAGUGUACCGAGGAAGUCUGUUAAUGCGUCUAUUGUUAAUGGAAAUGCGUUGAAACUCGUUGAUGGUGAUACUCGAGAUCCCGUUGAGAAACUAGCGACUAUACCAACCUCUCUCUUUACUCGGCCAAAUAGCAACUUCAACAAGAGCGGCACUUCUGGUAGACGUAUUCAACUCGUGGCUAACUUUGUCCCGCUCAGUCAACAACCGGAUCUCUGCUGUGCACAGUAUCAUGUGGAAUUUGAGCCUCAAGUGGAAUCGAAAUCCUUCCGUCAUCAGAUUCUAAAGCAAGAACGUAUCCAAGAGCAUAUUGGAACAACCUUUAUUUUCGACGGGAUGAUCUUGUACACAGUGAACGAUCGCAAUUUCGAAGGAUCAUACCAAGCACUGCAUCCACUCACCGGAGAAUCUGUAACAGUGCGGCUUCGCGCAUCUGUGAGGUUCACUCAAAAUGACGCUCAAACGAUCAACUGUUAUAACAUCGUCAUUCGCUGCUGUUUGGACAUGGUUGGUCUGAAACGUAUGGGAAGAAAUCAUUUUGAUGAGGACGAGAAGGCUUAUCUUAGUGAUUACAAUAUGGAAGUGUGGCCAGGAUUUGAAACGGCUGUCCGCCAAUAUGAAGACCACCUUAUGCUCUGCAUAGAAAAUCGUUUCAAAAUGAUUCGAACUCAAUCUGUUUGGCAGAUUAUGUGUUUUGAACGUGAUCGUGUCAGAGGCGACAAGAGUCGAUUUCAAGCAGUACUAGAAGAAUGCUUAGUGGGAGAAACGGUUUUUGCAAAAUAUAACAAUAAAAUGUACCGCAUAACUUCGAUAAAUUAUGACAUGUCGCCAGAAUCGACAUUCACGCUUGCAGACGGAACAACUACGACACUGAAGGGAUAUUUUCUAAAGCAGUACGACCUGACUGUAACUGAGAACAAACAGCCGGUUUUGAUUAGCCAAGGAAAACCGAGGCAGCCUGGCGAAGCGCCUCAAAUGGCUUAUCUUUUGCCUGAACUAGUUUAUCCCACGGGUCUCACUGAUUCGAUGAGGAGGGACUUCCGUCACAUGAGAGAGCUAUCCAAUCACACACGCUUGGAUCCUGAGAAAAGGCGUCGCACGACAGAGCGACUAAUCGAGAAGAUACUCGCAAAUGAGAGGUGUCGCAUGCUAAUGAGAAACUGGGGAAUUUCGUUGCACAAUAAGCUCGUCACUUUCGAAUCUAGAGAAUUGGAACCAGAGAAGCUCUUUGGAUACAAUCGAGAUGGAUAUGUAGGACAACGGGCCGAAUGGGCUAAGCUUGUAAAAAACAAUGGAAGUUUUCGUGGAGUGGAGUUAACGAACUGGGUUGUAAUUGCUCCUAACAGCAAUGAUGGAGAACGCCUUUCAAGUGAUUUCAUCAAUGAAAUCGAACACAUCUACAGCGCACUGCAAGUGAAAUAUGGGAAUCCCGUGCGACACUUUUGUAGAGACACGACCGCACGAGGAUAUCACACCGCCGUACAAGAAGCAAUGACCCGAGUUGGAAUGCAGUCUAUCCAUAUGAUGGUGCUUAUCCUGUCGGAUGAUAGCAAGACACGCUACGAUGUGCUGAAGAGUUAUUUGUGCACAGAAACUACUAUCCCAUCGCAAUGCGUACAACUUUCUACCCUAAGAGGUCGUGCCGCUGAUCGAGGCCGUAACAGGAAUUUUGGGUCAAUUGUGUUGAAAAUCGCUUUGCAAAUGAACUGUAAGAUGGGCGGAGCUUUGUGGAGAGUAAUAAUUCCGAUUAAAAGGGCUAUGAUUGUUGGAUACGACCUGUACCAUGACUCAACUCUCCGGGGGAAGACCAUUGGUGCCUGCGUGUCUACAACGGACCAAGACUACACCAAGUUCUACUCGCAGACACGCCCUCACGAGAACCCAGCUGAGCUUGGGACGAACCUUGGCUUUUUCAUCUUGAAAGCUUUGAACAAAUACUACCAGUGCAACGGCAAGACACUUCCGGAGAAGAUUUUUCUAUACAGGGAUGGGGUUGGCGACGGUCAAAUUCCCUAUGUGAAGGACCAAGAGGUACGACUGGUACAGAAAGCUUGCGCAGACGCUGUGGAGAGAGCCGAAGGAGUGGAGAAAAACUUCAAGAUCAAACUAGCAUUUAUCAUUGUGACGAAGAAAGUAAAUAUGAGGAUUUUCAAAGGGAAUCCAGAUUCAAGACUGACAAAUCCGGAUCCUGGCACUGUUGUCGACUCUGUAGUUACGAGACCUGAGCGCUAUGAUUUCUAUCUUGUACCGCAAUACGUUAACCAAGGUACUGUUACUCCGGUGUGCUACAAUGUGAUUUAUGAUGACACCAAUUUGGCACCAGACAGACAUCACAAGUUGGCGUUCAAACUCUGCCACCUGUACUACAAUUGGCAAGGAACUGUGAGGGUCCCAGCUCCUUGUCAAUAUGCCCACAAACUAGCGUUCCUGGUAGCUCAGACGAUUCAUAAGGAAGCCAAUGAGCAUUUGCGUAACAAGCUGUUUUUCCUCUAA
Necator americanus (New World hookworm) is the source of this 2604-nucleotide messenger RNA. RefSeq lists its product as uncharacterized. Gene Ontology annotation, biological process: regulatory ncRNA-mediated gene silencing. The record is from RefSeq and is a predicted model, not a curated record. Gene Ontology annotation, molecular function: RNA endonuclease activity; protein binding; piRNA binding. Gene Ontology annotation, cellular component: P granule. The transcript has 18 exons. Bases 1 to 2604 code for a protein of 867 amino acids. NCBI's taxonomy places the organism in Eukaryota, Metazoa, Nematoda, Chromadorea, Rhabditida, Ancylostomatidae.